AUGUCAGCUGAAAGUGAAUUUUGGAUAUAUCACGAGCGUCAACAGGCUCUGUUGUGUGGUCAGCAUGCAUUGAAUAACCUUGUUCAAGGAUGCGUUUUCUCGGCGGAUUCUCUUUCUCAGUUGGCACUGCAAUUAGACGAGAUGGAGCUUCAGUUCAUGUCUCAGAACAAUGAAGGUGGAGUCAGGUCCAAGGAUUAUCUGGAACGCUUGGCAGAGGGCUCGGCAAACGUAGACCCCUCCGGAAAUUUUUCGAUCGAAGUGCUGCGAGCAGCUUUGCAGCGGCAGUAUUCCUUGGAGUUGCCAAAUAUUCGACAAGAAGGCGUGGCUGGAGCUAUUGGGGAUGUUACAAACGUGGAAGGAUUCAUAUGCAACAAAGAAUCUCACUGGUUCGCGAUACGAAAGAUCAAUGAUAGAUUUUGGAAUCUCAACUCGAUGGAGGAACGCCCAAGCUUGAUUUCGCACUUUCGACUAGCAGCUGAAGUCCAAGGCCUUCAAGACAAUGGAUAUUCAGUGUUUAUUGUCAUGAGUGGUCUACCGGCACCAUGCACAUCAAAGGAAGAACAAACUCGUGGUCUUCCAGAAUAUUGGUGGAAAGAAGACGAUUUGGUGAAAGGAAAGGGUUCUAGCGCGAUCACUGGGGCCUCCUUUCCCGGCUCAGGAAUGCGUUUGGAUGGACAAUCAAACUCUCAUGAUCUUUCCAACUUGACAGAAGAAGAAAUGCUACAGAUAGCACUGGCACAAAGUAUGGAGCAGUCUGCAACGACAAGCGAAGCGAAAGCACUUGCAUUAACUCCUGAACCAGCAGCUGACGCUGCAGGAGCCGUCAAAAUUCAAUUCCGUUUGCCCAAUGGAGGUCGAUCUGUGCGACGAUUCUUGGAGAGUGAACCAGUUGAGAUGAUCCGUGCAUUCGUAGAGGAUGCUUCAAAUGAUGGUCAAGGGCGACAAUUGCAAUUGAAGUUUGGGUUUCCUCCAAAGGACUUGAAGACUGUUGCGAACAAGACAAUCGGAGAAGCUUCGUUGAAUGGAGAAAGCAUCCAAUGUCGGUAUGCCUAG
Molecule: messenger RNA, 1053 nt
Organism: Cylindrotheca closterium
Lineage: Eukaryota; Bacillariophyta; Bacillariophyceae; Bacillariales; Bacillariaceae
Source: the annotation of a GenBank genome assembly